Molecule: messenger RNA, 5610 nt
Organism: Spirometra erinaceieuropaei
Lineage: Eukaryota; Metazoa; Platyhelminthes; Cestoda; Diphyllobothriidea; Diphyllobothriidae
Source: the annotation of a GenBank genome assembly
AUGCGGAACACAGACAACCUUUCCGCGUCAGAACCGGCUACAUUAGGAAGAGGCAUGAGGACAAAGUACGUUGCCAAUACAUUACCUAUUUUUUCAUAGAUAUCCCCGAAGACUGACGUCAGAUUCGAACGACGACGACGAACUGCGCGACAUACGAGGGCACACAAACGGACGGUUAGGCCCAUGGCCCGUACCUCCAGCUGUACUCCGGUUGGCCUCAUUGGCUUAAACGAACUUCAGGCCAACAAACGAUAAUAUGCCGGGUCCCUCCUACUCUCAACCACGACAAGCAGGAAAGACAUCUUAUCAGUCAUCAUGCCUUAUCGCAUUGUCCCAUUAGGCUGCCAAUCGAUGAGAACAUACCUCCUCCACCACAACAAUUGUUCCAAGAAAUCAAACAGGAGUUGGCAUAUCAAAGGUAAAUCGAUUAAAACCCUUUAAUAUUAUAUAGGAAAAAAUUUGACUUCAUUUCAGAGGAAAUGGUCUGGGUGAAGACCAAUAUACAAGAUAUCAAAGCCACGCAAGCCGACAAUCGUCGAGCGUUGCAAGCAGUUAGCUUUGUUUCGAAAGAGAAGCCUCCCCUUCUACAGCUGCCUUUGCGGACUGCCGAAGCGUAUAAAGACUUUCUUACGAAAAUUGGAUCGGACAAUGACCUAGCCCAGGAAACGGUAUGUAAACAAGCUUAGACACUCUUUAUGGCUUAUAGGCAAAACAUUUGUCCACCGUGGGAGGAAGGACUGAAAAGGAGUUCAUACGUAAUCUUCUGACAGCCCUUUUGGGACCUCCCCUUGCCAAAGUUUCUGUUGGGUUGGUUCUAACGACAAGCAGUCUUUCGUGGGGAGCCCGCUGUUCAGCGUCCUUGGUGGUCUGUUUAUUUUGUUUUUUUCUAACACCUGCAGAUGCAAUACGCGGCAAUGAGCAGUACCGUAGCUGCCAUUCAGAAGUAAUUAGGCAAACAACGAUUGAAUGGCUCCACAGAACCCGAGAUCGAUACGGAGGGCGAGCCAAACGGCGCCGCACUGCUGAUAUGGUACUUAUUUUUCUAACAAGUUAUUACAACACAUUGAUUUAGGGUUCCCUAGAACAUUCAGCGAGCAGCCUUGACUUUUCGCAAUCAAUAUCGGAAGACACAGUAACUUAAUACUUCCAAUGUAGCCUGCUAUGCUACGAUUUUUAGUAUAACUUUCACUAACCUCUAAUUAAUAGCAGUAUUAUUUAACAUUAAUUAGUCUGCUAUUAUGCGCAUAAUUUUCUUAUGCAUACAUGUAUGCGCGGGAUAUCACACGAUGUGAGUUUCUAACAGCAAAUUAAAUAUUUAUUUUACAGUUAGACAUAUGUUUAUUUACCGGAUACUUCUUUCUGACAUACUUUCAAAUUCAUUAAUACUGAUUUAAAUUUAUAUCAGUAUUUAAUUCUAUAUAAAAAUUCAGCAGGGUCUCACCUUCCCGCUGGGUUCUAUUGAAGAACCGCUGUUGUUCCGCGGCCUGGCUGGACUCUGAAUGGAAAAUCUGUUUAAGGGCUCCGAAGUAUUCCUCGAAUGAGCAGAAAGGAGAGGGAGCCAGCCCAUCUACCUUGUAUACAAGUUCGGGGGCGAGGAGGGAUUUAAGUGUGGUCUUCCUGAAGUUUUCGGGGACCAACUCUAAGUACGGCCCUGCUAGAGAGAUCCAUUGGGCCUGGUUGUCGCCUUGACGUAGGAUCGGGGAUUGUAUUGACUGGGGAGUGAAGGCUGGUGUGGUGGAUGUCGGGUUGGUGGCGGGGAUAGGACAGGCUUUGGCCGAGGGCGUUGUUGUAUGUUUUUGAAGUGUGGGGUAAGGCACGAAUAGGUUUCAAAAGGGGCGAAGGGCGAAGGAGGGCACGCCGUUGUGAUUUUCGGGGGUGAGCCAGGAGUUGGCGUGGGUUCCCGGACGGGAGCUUUCGAUCCGGACAUCGCUGCCACCAAAUUUGUAAUACUCCAGAUAAGAUGGGAACAAACAGUUCACAACACACACACACACUGAUGUGGAAUGUGGGGAGCGAUGAUGAGAGUUUAUUUUCUAUUGAUAAUGAAACACACAAAGCGCAGAUGGGCGAAAUUGAGAUACUGCCAGACUCUUGUCGGAGUUAUAGUCAAUUGGGCAGACCUAAAGCAUAAAAACAAGAAAAAAAGGUUACCAGGAAGGUAUGACAAUGUACACUUGAAGUGUGGCGUGUGUGACAAAGCCUCCCCCUCUGAAAAGCCACUGUCCUCAGUGGCUGAAGGAAGAAACUUCGACGGUUUGACCAACGGGGAUAUUGUCACUAGGGAUUAUGAGCGGUGGGUCAGGGGGUUCGAGGGGAUGACCCGCCUUUAACCUGUUAAAGUUGACUAUGUGGGUGUUCGGGUUGUCGGUCUCACGUAUUCGAUAAACGUUGUUGGGUAAGCACUGGACGACGGAGAAGGCGCCGGACCACGGAUUGUGGAAUUUGCUAGGUUGUCCCGGUGGAGGAUUAUCCCUGUGAAGCCACACCGCAUCGCCUGGUUGGAACGGUGAACCGUGUCUUUGUCGGCCGUAAAAGCGGGCUUGUGAUAGUUGAGCUUCCUGCAGGUGUGUGCGGGCCAGCCGUUGACAUUCUCGGUGGAUCUCUAUCAGUCUCGUAAUGUAAGAUGGGGGCGUGGGAACUCGGGUCGUGGGGUAGGUAGAUAGGAGUCCAAAGGGAGUUGAAGUUCGCGUCCAUAAGUCGACAUAGUGAAGCCCGUUGACUUGUGUAUGGUACUGCGGUAGGAUAGGAGACAAUGGGGAAUGAGGGUGUCCCAGAUGUCGUUGUUGGCCGAAUCUAUGAACACUCGUAAUAGAGACAAAAUAGAUUUGUUGGUUCUCUCCGUCUGUCCGUUGUCUUGUGGGUGAUAUGCUGUGGUCCUCGUUUUCUGUAUGUCGAGUCGACUACAUAGUUGAUGUACUAAGAGGCUUGCAAAGUUGGCACCUUGGUCGGAGUUAAUAACAUUCGGCACCCCGAAACGGGCAACCCACGUACUCAUGAUCGCAUCUGCGACCGUUGGCGUUGUCUGGUUUGUUGAAAGCCUUUUCACUCCCCAGUCAAUACAAUCCCCGAUCCUACGUCAAGGCGACAACCAGGCCCAAUGGAUCUCUCUAGCAGAGCCGUACUUAGAGUUGGUCCCCGAAAACUUCAGGAAGACCACACUUAAAUCCCUCCUCGCCCCCGAACUUGUAUACAAGGUAGAUGGGCUGGCUCCCUCUCCUUUCUGCUCAUUCGAGGAAUACUUCGGAGCCCUUAAACAGAUUUUCCAUUCAGAAUCCAGCCAGGCCGCGGAACAAAAGCGGUUCUUCAAUAGAACCCAGCGGGAAGGUGAGACCCUGCUGAAUUUUUAUAUAGAAUUAAAUACUGAUAUAAAUUUAAAUCAGUAUUAAUGAAUUUGAAAGUAUGUCAGAAAGAAGUAUCCGGUAAAUUAUAUGUCUAACUGUAAAAUGAAUAUUUAAUUUGCUGUUAGAAACUCACAUCGUGUGAUAUCCCGCGCAUACAUGUAUGCAUAAGAAAAUUAUGCGCAUAAUAGCAGACUAAUUAAUAUAAAAUAAUACUACUAUUAAUUAGAGGUUAGUGAAAGUUAUACUAAAAAUCGUAGCACAUCGUAGUACAUUGGAAGUAUUAAGUUACUAUGUCUUCCGAUAUUGAUUGCGAAAAGUCAAGGCUGCUCGCUGAAUGUUCUAGGGAACCCUAAAUCAAUGUGUUGUAAAAACUUGUUAGAAAAAUAAGUACCAUAUCAGCAGUGCGGCGCCGUUUUGCCCGCCCUCCGUAUCGAUCUCGGGUUCCGUGGAACCAUUCAAUAGCUGUUUGCCGAAUUACUUCGGAAUGGCAGCUACGGUACUGCUCAUUGCCGCGUAUUGCAUCUGCAGGUGUUAGAAAAAAACAUAAUAAACAGACCACCAAGGACGCUGAACAGCGGGCUCCCCACGAAAGACUGCUUGUCGUUAGAACCAGCCAAACAGAAACUUUGGCAAAGGGGAGGUCCCAAAAGGGCUGUCAGGAGAUUACGUAUGAACUCCUUUUCAGUCCAUCCCCUAACGGUGGACAAAUGUUUUGCCUAUAAGCCAUAAAGAGUGUCUAAGCUUGUUUACAUACCGUUUCCUGGGCUAGGUCAUUGCCCGAACCAAUUUUCGUAAGAAAGUCUUUAUACGCUUCGGCAGUCCGCAAAGGCAGCUGUAGAAGGGGAGGCUUCUCUACCGAAACAAAGCUAACUGCUUGCAACGCUCGACGAUUGUCGGCUUGCAUGGCUGUGAUGUCUUGUAUAUUGGUCUUCACCCAGACCAUUUCCUCUGAAAGGAAGUCCAAUUUUUUCCUAUAUGAUAUUAAAGAUGGGUUUUAAUCGGUUUACCUUUGAUAUGCCAACUCUUGUUUGAUUUCUUUCAGCAAGUUUCGUAUUGAGGCGCUAAGUUCUCCCCGUCUGGUAACCUAAUGCGACAAUGUGAUAAGGCACGAUUACUAAUAACUAGUUUUUUCUCCUUGUCUUCGUGGAGAAUAGGAGGGACCCGGCACAUUAUCGUUUGUUGGCCUGAAGUUCGUUUAAGCCAAUGAGGCCUACCGGAGUACAGCUGGAAGUACGGGCCAUGGGCCUAAGCGUCCGUUUGUGUGCCCUCGGAUGUUGUGCAGUUCAUCGUUUUAAUUCAACUGCUUCCUGUGCGUUUGCAAAGAUUGCUAUGAGCCAGCUAAUUAUCAGAAAUCCUCCGCGGAAAAGUGUGUCUGCCCUUGAUGAAGCAAUUUAUUACUUCAGAGGAGAAAACGUAUCUUCACCUGUAAGUUAAACUGCAUGACGCUGUUCUGAUUCCUAGAAAAUGAAUGACAACAACGAAGAUGCAAAUGGCUCCUACGAACCCCUACCGUCACGAGCCCCUUUGCGCGUUGAGUGUAACAAGCCUUCUUUCAGCGGACUUUUCUGAUAACAGCUAUCCAACGACUGGCCGAUCGACUUAGACAAGGUCAUUGCGCUGCUGAUCAAACAUGUAGCCGGAGUGUCCAGAAAAGUAGACGUACACGUUAAAAGUGACCGUCGGCUUCACGGCCGCAUACGGAAAUAGGAGGCGCGAGAUAUUGAACGGCAAACCGCUGGUACUUUGCUCGCUCAGCCGUCGUGAAACCCGUUGCAGAAGCGGACGAGGAAGGCAGUGAAAUUUCGCCAUUUGCAUGCCCUACUUGAGGACAGCGGAAUACGCAGCCAACUGGUAUGAUGUCACUGUCUUCUUACUCACCUGUCUGGGGGUGGGGGAUUCAUUUGGACGACUUUGUUAAGCGCAUCUUCUUUACGCUUCUUUUUAGAGAUUAGCAUCAACGUUGACUUUAAGUGACGGAAGCUAAUGAACAGCCCCAGUUAGUCGGACAUUUAUAAAGUCAUAUUGGGCAAGUUGGUAAUUCAUUGUUUCAUUGUCUACAUGUAGACUUUUUCGUUGCGUAGAACAAUACUGCGCUGCCAAGCGACUUAAGAGGCCGCUGGGCAAUUACGUCACAACGACAAUGAGAUGCCAAACUAGACAGGUGAGUUAACUUCAAAUUUUAUAAAAAAAUUAUCCUGUCCAAUAGAAAACAAUGCGGGACAUUUGGCAGGAGACCGACAUUCAUCUUCGAAAUCGCCAACUGAAUUAA